Molecule: messenger RNA, 4473 nt
Organism: Moesziomyces antarcticus
Lineage: Eukaryota; Fungi; Basidiomycota; Ustilaginomycetes; Ustilaginales; Ustilaginaceae
Exons: 1
Coding region: 1-4473 (1490 amino acids)
Biological process (GO): regulation of DNA-templated transcription
Molecular function (GO): sequence-specific DNA binding; zinc ion binding
Source: RefSeq, a predicted model, not a curated record
AUGAGCAUCGGCUCGCAAGAGGCCAGCUCACAGGGCACCCAGGUUGACCCUGGCGCUGCUGCGGCCGGUUCCAAACCUUCUGCCUCAUCUCCAUCAUCUUCCGAUCCUGCCCCUCGAACGCCAACGCCUCCGCCAAACUCCGCACAGCAGGCCGUUCAAGCCGCUCCAACGCAACAGCAGUCCCAGCAGCAAUCACACCAACCCUCGCCAUCCCAAUCAAUAUCUCAAAAUGUCGCCGCACAGCCAUCGUCCAGCGCACCUGCGCAAGCCAAGGUAGCAUCGUCUUCGGCUCCCGCUCCAGCGUCUCAGCCUCCGCCCCGCCCACCACCUCCAGCCAGUGCUGUCAGUCUCCAUGAUGCUGCUGCCAAAGCCGCCGCCGCAGCCGCCAACAAAGCUGCUGCCCGUGGCAGUGCUUCGACAGACUCCAACUCGACGCAGACCGUCACGCCAGCGAAAACGCAGCCGACUUCCAGCUCGUCGGGUCUCGACAAUAAAAGUGAAGCGAACGGAUCCAUGAAGAAGACCGCCAAGCCGAAAGCUCCCAAGCCACCAGGUCAGACCAAGCCAAAGCAGAAGCGUCGGGCGAAUCAGGCCAGCACUCAGGACGAGCUCGUCUACCGUCCCACCUCGAGCACAGUAGGCGGCACCAUCGGCGCCGCUCCGGACUCGGUCAUCCCCGCCAUGCUCACUGCGGCCGGAGGUGGUCGCAAGGCCCUGCCAGAGCUCGUGCUUCCCUUUCAGCUACCCUACGUCGACGUCCGUCCCGAUUUCCCGGUCCUUGACAACGCCAGCGUGCAGUCCGCCAUGGCUAUGGGCGCCUCCGAGACCUCAUCGCCCGAUACCGGCAGCGACAGCGACGACUAUUCGGUCUUGUCCGACGAAUCCGAUCUGGACAGCGAAGCAGAGGAGAGCCGGAGACAGGCUCGCAGGCGCAGAAAGGAGCCGGCAACCAUCGAAGAGAGCCUCGUGCUCCUCCAGUCGCUCAGACAAUCGCGCCUUUCGCACCUCUCCUCUCUCUUGACGCCCUUCAGCCAACGCGUCAAGUCGGGCAUGAUCUAUCCCAACGUCCUCCCACUCAGCCUGCUCCACGGCCUCAACCCGAGAGAACCGCACGUCCUCAUCCAGCUCGGCCGCGCCGACAUCCACGUCGGUCCGCAUGUCUUCAUGAAGACCAAGUUCUGGGAGGUCCGUCCCGACUACGAGAUGCCGCCAAUCAUGGAUCCGCUCGCACGCAUGCGUGCACAUGGCUCGUUCGGAGGCCCUCCCGACUACGUCCGUCUAUCGGCAUCUCAGCCGCUGCCGCACCACAUGUCGCAACCUCCGCCUCCCCAGCUUCCUUCGCCACGAGCAGCUCCUGUCAUCCCGGCACCCAGCGUGCCCCUGGCGCGACCUCCAACCUCGUCAGCCAAGCCGCUUCCAGCACGUCCCCCUCAGACGAGCGGUCCCUCCCCGGCUCCAGCGACAGCCAGCACCUCAGUUGCCGCCCCGUCCACCUCCUCGGUCCAGGCCGUCACAAAACCUAUCGCACCGGCUGCACCAGUGGUGUCGUCGACCCCGACGCUGCCCGCGACGCCUGUGGCAAGCUCUGCUUCUGCGCGGUCGUCUCUGCCUUCCAAACCGCCGAUCUCGACGCCACCGUCCGCAUCCGCUUCAUCAGGGACGACGACCGCACCAGCUGCAUCUCAAGCCUUGGCUUCCUCCCUCCCAGCAAAGCCUGCCGCUCCUGGCCCGUCUACUGCCUCUGUAGCACCUGUAGCAUCAGCUGGCACGUCGACGGCCGCUUCUUCGACCCCCGCGUCACCUGCUAUCGCUGCUAAGCCAACCGUGCCCGGCGUCGCAGCUAGGGCAGUGCCUUCGACAGGCAACGCUGGGGCUGCUACCAGCGCAGCUGCUGAGACCAAACCGGCAUCGGUCACACCGGCACCUGUUGCUGCAACACCCAAGCCUAUCGCCCUGCCGGUGUCGCUGCCACGGCCUCCUAUGACGACGCCAUCGCUUCCUCGACCGCCAAGCAUCAACCAAGCCCACAUGGCCUCGAAUGCGCUUGCCAGCUCGACUGCUGCCAGCGGCGCUGCCACAUUGGCAGCAGCGCCAACGGCGUCGUCGCAAACGCCUGUCGUCACUGGUACGCAGGCGAAGCCUACUUCAGCGAUUGCGCCCGUCCUCCCGCUGGCAGCAGACAACACUGCAAGUAGCUCUGCAGGUCCAUCGACGUCAGCGACUGCGGCGGCUCCUGCUGCUAGUGCAAGCACCACGCCGGCAGCUCCGAGCGCAACCAGCACCUCUGCAUCAUCGUCUCAAGCGGCCGCAGCCGGCAAGCCCGCUGACGCCCCUGCCGCUACUACGUCCACGCAGCCUCCGCCGCGCCCUGCCGGCGUCCCGCCGCCUCCAGCGAUCGAUGCUGUCUUGGUCUCGCGAGUCAACGCCACUGCAGCGCUCAAUCCUGAGCUGCAAGAGCUUCUCCACAUCGCCGCUUCGGGGAAAGCAAAUCCGAACCAGCUCAAGGCACUUGGUGUUUGGAUUCAAGCUAUCACGGCGCAGCUCCGGCAGGAUGAGGCACGCAACGCAGCUGCUGCCAACAAGGCUGGCGCCGCAGGCUCGUCUGCCAGCAACGGCGCCUCUGCCGCCAAUGCAGCUGCGGGUAAGAAGACGAAGAAGACCAAAGUGGAUGAGGCAGCCAAGGCAAGCAAGAAGCAAGCCAAGAUCGAGGAACGCGAGGCAAAGAAGCAGGCCAAGGCCGAGGCGAAAGCAAAGGCACAGGCCGACAAGCAGAUGGCUCAAAAGCAGCAGAAGGAGAAGCAGCAGAAGCAGCCGAAGCAGCAGCAACAGCAGCAGCCAACCGUGCCGCCGGUUUCGAACAAGCUUCGUCACCCUCCUCCUGGAUGGCCAACUGAUGGUCCACCCAAACCUCCGGUCAUCAUCGUCGAAUUCCGAGAGAAUCCGAGCAUGCGCUUCAUCCUUCCCCUGUGGAAAUGCCUCGUGGAGCGCACCGAGGGCAUCGAGCGACCUUCGAUCCCCAAGGUGAAGAAGGAGAGGCGCAGCUUCUUCGACAACGACUCGGAAGACGAAGAGAGCCAGAGGAUCGAGCCGGAGCUCAAGCUCAGCUUCUUUGCGCCAUCGCUCGGCUCGGACGCGGCGGACGGCAGUGGGCUUCGCGAGCUCGAAGAGGAGCUCAAGCGAAAAGCGGCCGAAGAGGCCAGGCUCAAUCCAAGCAAGACAACGACCCCGGCUUCUCAGGCCGCCAACUCGACGGCUUCACCCGAGGCGCAGGCUCCGGCUGAGGACAAGAACGGCGAGACCGCGUCGGCGGCGUCCGGCAAGAAGAAGAAAGGCAGCGCCAGCACGGGCGGCAAGAAGAGCAGCAAGGUCAUCAAGCAAGAAGCCAGCGACAUGAACGGGAUGGCCGACCUGAAUCUGAGCAAGAAGCACGAGGUGUACCCUCUUACAUGGAGCAUCAAAGGCGGAGUGACCGAGAGCCUCUGGGAGGCGUUCGGACGCGUGCCGGGCACGAUGACAUGCCAGCCGGUCAAGCGAGAGCCCGAGAUCGAGCUCGAGCCGGACGUGGCCGAGUUCCUGGUGCCCGAGAUUCGGUACCACCUGCUGGACCUGCCGAUGGAGGAGAUCAAGUUCCAGAAGGAGACCACCGACUCGUUUGUUGACCUGUACAGCCAGAUGCCCGACCGACGCUUCAUUUUGCCGCGCGUUGCGCCCGCGUUGCUGCCGCAGGGCCUGGAGGACCACCUUCAGGAUCGAUUCGCCGUUCGCCCUCAGUGCGUGUCGGGACGACCGAUGGUGAAGCGCAAGGCGGGCGCCCGCGAUGACGACGUCAGCUUCUCGUACGAAGGCAUCGGGCUCACGGUGAUUGGGCCGAACGGCAUCCAGACGGAAGCGGGUGCGACGCCUGCCAAGCCGCCGAAGCGCAAGCGACAUGUGGCGACGCACAAUCCGGACGGCUCGAUCAAGAGCUGCGGAGCUUGCGGCAAGACCAAGACGCCCAUGUGGCGACGCGGACCCAAGGGGCCGUCGCAGCUGUGCAAUGCGUGCGGAGCACGAUGGAAGGCGGGACGUCUGGUGGUGCCGGAAGUGGCACCGCCGCCGAUCAUCGAGACGGAAGAGAGCAAGACGAAGGACGAGGAGGCUCGCAAGGAGGACGAGGCGCAGGCGUCGAUGCACGGCAGCAAUGCGCUCGUGAUCCCGCAGAGCUCGAGUGGAGACGACGGCAGCUUCACCGUCAUGGCGGCGAGCGGCUUGGUCGGGCCGGCUGCGUUUGGCGACCACAGCGGCGCAGGAAUGUACUCGCUCGGCUCUGACAGCAAGACGGGCAUGGGCUUCGGCUCGAGCCACCUUGCUCGCGGCUCGGCGAGUCCGAGCCCGUUCAUCCGCUCGCCGGUGCCGGAGGACGAGGUGAUGCCGGCGUCGGUGGACCCGAGCAUGCUGUCGGGCUCGAUGCGCCUCCCUUCGAAUCGUCGUUGA